This is a messenger RNA of Exophiala aquamarina CBS 119918, 789 nucleotides long. RefSeq lists its product as uncharacterized. The record is from RefSeq and is a predicted model, not a curated record. The transcript is spliced from 2 exons. Gene Ontology annotation, molecular function: DNA-binding transcription factor activity. Gene Ontology annotation, biological process: regulation of DNA-templated transcription. NCBI's taxonomy places the organism in Eukaryota, Fungi, Ascomycota, Eurotiomycetes, Chaetothyriales, Herpotrichiellaceae. The coding region runs from base 1 to 789 and encodes 262 amino acids.
AUGCAACGGAGUACGAGUUAUUCCUACCCGUCCAACAUGGCAGGAAACACCAGAUAUGCUUCUACACACGCCAGCAGUUCGGCCUUCAGUGCGUCUGCCAAUCCCAACGAAGACUGGACUAAGAUAUCCGACCUCGCUGAAAGGCGGCGAAUCCAAAAUCGCAUUGCUCAGCGGAAUUAUCGAAAAAAGCUCAAGAGAAGACUGGAAGAUUUGGAGCGCCGUGCCGGAUCUUCAUCUGCUUCUCCUGAACAGUCUCAUUCGGAACUCGCUACUCCACCUCCGAGGGAGUCGACCCAGGCAAAGUCUCAAUCUAUGGCCCGGCAAACAUCAAGAUCGAGCGUAUCUCAAGAUUUGCAGAGAGGUUCGCCAGAAUUACUACCCCUAGACGACCAUUCGUCGCUAUUCGAUACUCCAGCAGCACGCCAUCUCUCCAUUAACUCUACUCCACAAUUUACCUUCUCUUCAUAUCCACCCACUACCAGCUAUCUACAGUACGAACAACAGCAUCCCGUGACCUACGACACUCACCCUGGCUACUAUUCAACUUAUUCUUAUCCUGCCGAUCUCACUCCUUCAACUCUGCCACCAACGUUACCGACGAUGAUUCCGUCGACGUAUGUGAAGCAGGAGCAUCUCUUUGCAGAUGACGACUUGAUGAGCCCGUUCAGCAUGAACUAUGCUUCGCUAGCUGGUCUAGAAGUGCCCUCCAAUCAAGCCUAUUCCGGGGCCAACUCCCAUGUAAAUCCCACCGCUUUCUUCUCUCGUUCAUAUUCAAGCCCACAUUUUUGA